Molecule: messenger RNA, 1024 nt
Organism: Saitoella complicata NRRL Y-17804
Lineage: Eukaryota; Fungi; Ascomycota; Saitoellomycetes; Saitoellales; Saitoellaceae
Product: ras-domain-containing protein
Exons: 4
Coding region: 163-795 (210 amino acids)
Biological process (GO): signal transduction
Cellular component (GO): plasma membrane
Molecular function (GO): GTPase activity; GDP binding; GTP binding
Source: RefSeq, a predicted model, not a curated record
AACCCUCUGGACAACAAGCAAUUGCAGUCUUCGAACGCUUGUUUUCUUGGAUAACACGUAACGUCUGUCGGUACUCUCCUUCUAUCUCUCCUGGUUCUUCGGUUAUACGAGAUAUCGGCACGCAUAUAUCUCAGCGAGUUCAGUCUAUAACAUUCAAUCGCAAUGUCAAAGGCAGCAUUCCUCCGCGAAUACAAGUUGGUGGUGGUCGGUGGUGGAGGUGUCGGUAAAUCCGCCCUGACAAUUCAGUUAAUUCAGAGUCAUUUCGUGGAUGAGUAUGAUCCUACGAUCGAAGAUUCCUACCGCAAACAAUGUCUCAUCGACGACGAAGUCGCCCUCCUCGACGUCCUCGACACAGCCGGCCAAGAAGAAUACUCCGCCAUGCGCGAACAAUACAUGCGUACCGGCGAAGGCUUUCUCCUCGUCUACUCCAUCACCUCCCGCUCCUCUUUCGAAGAAAUCCAAACUUUCCAGCAACAGAUUCUGAGGGUAAAGGAUAAGGAUUAUUUCCCGGUAAUUGUGGUGGGGAACAAAUGUGAUUUGGAGGCGGAGAGGCAGGUGUCGCAGGCUGAGGGCAAGGAGCUCGCACGUCAGUUCAACUGCCGUUUCAUUGAGACGUCGGCAAAACAACGCAUCAACGUCGACGAAGCGUUCUAUAACCUCGUGCGCGAGAUCAGGCGGUACAACAAGGAUCAGAGUGGUGCGAAGAACGGGGUUGCGAGUGGUGGAAGGAUGGAUAUGGAUGAGGGAAGAAGUGCGGGUUCGGCGGGGUGUUGUGGGGGGUGUAUCAUUCUCUGAGCUGUGUGAGAAAGGUUUGGGAUUGGCGGUGCUAUGCGGCAUGUUGCGAGUGACGUGCGAGUAAGUUAUGGAAGGCAGGGUGGGGAAGUGCGAUAUGUAUGGGAUAAAUCGCGAGCUGAGUUGUCAAAAGGGGUUGGCUACAGACACGUUGGCCUCUACAGCUAUCUUUUUCUUUUUUUACAUAUGUUGUCGUUGUUCGCGAUCGUUUAUGUUGGGUCUUUCCGAUUAU